AUAAAGGAUAACAGAUAAGAGAUAAGAGCCAGAACCACAACAGCAACUCAAACUCAGAAGAACACUCAUGGAGAAACCAACACACAAAAACAAUCACACAAUAAAUUUUAUAAAAACGUAGACAAUAAUAAUUAACUUAAACCAUUUUGAAAAUACGUAUAGUUUUUAAUAGAAAAUAACCAUAACAAAUCUGAUUAAUCAAUUAAUUCUGUCUUAAUCCUGAAACUAAACUGCUAAUCAAACUCAGGGUUAAGCUGAAGAAGAGGUCCACAUGCGGUUCUUUCCUAUUCUCCCUAAUAUAGCCUAUGUCUUCUCUAGACCCUACUAUUCUUAACAAUCCAAGGACCUGCCCUCAGAUUUAAUUAAAAAUAGAGCAUUAAGUUCUUUGGAAAACAUCACUUAACAACUAUGCAGUAGACUAUAUCUAUUUAACACAGCCAGCUUGAAAACUCUAAUUAAUAAAAACCAGGUAGAGCCAAUUAAGUAUUAACCAGGUGACACUUGUGUUUUAAAAAUCUCAGCUAUAAACGUACUCAAGAUCUUAAAACUGUCAAUUGGAAAUUUGGAAUUAGAGUUUAGGCGGCCGUCCUAAAUUGAUCUAAUCCAAGUUUAAACAAAGACCAGUUUUCAAACACCUUUUCGAGUUUAGAUUUGACAGUAGCGCAAAGGCUAAAAUUCCUUCAAGGUCAAAUUAAUCCAACAAAAACAACCAAAUCAAAGAUUCAAUCUUUUUUGUCAAACGAUCCGGCCUAAAAAGGUUUCAUAAUUUCAGAGACAAUAAUCAAUCAAUAAAGGAAAAUGCUAGGGGUAAUCCAAAGAUGUACCUCAUUUGUCCCCCACCCCCUCCAUUACCACUUAAAUAGGCAAGAAAUUUAAAAAAAAUUAAGUAAAUAAAAAUAAAAAAUAAAUAAGUGGUUAUGGAGGAGGUGGUGUACAAAUGGGGUAGUUUUUGGUGUACCUCUAGCAUCUCCCAUCAAUAAAUCAUACUUAACAAUUCAACAUCAACACACAUACAAUUCAACAUUUGUAAUAUAACUUACACAUUCAACAAACAUAGAAUUGAAAGUAAACAUAUUUAAUACUGACAAUCAAAUUCAUAAAUUGUGAAACUUAUAAAUUGGAAAGUCUUAAUUAAAGAAUGAAAUUAAAAAGGAUAAAAUUGCUCCCUGAGUAUUGCUCCUUCAUCCGUUCGUUCACUGCCAAAGAAAAGAAAUGGCUGCCAAAGAAAUUUCUCCAUCCAUGGCCGCCGCUCAGAAUAUGCCUAGGGUCGGAGUUGCCGUCCAGACCUCCCGUCGUCGUCACCGCUGUGCAAUUGCCGUCGCCGGACCUAGGGUCGGAACCCUAGGUCGGCACCUGCUCUGCUCCGAUCUGUUCUCUCGUCUCUAUCCGUCUCCGUAUUCAACCCAUUCUUUUUGCUUCUUUUAUACACAAAUUAAUUCAGCUUUAGUCUUCAAUUUGGAUUAGGACUUGAAAUUAGAGAUGGAGUUGUAGAAGAAGGCUAUCCGGUUGAUUCUGGGGC
Messenger RNA from Cuscuta campestris, 1519 nucleotides. NCBI's taxonomy places the organism in Eukaryota, Viridiplantae, Streptophyta, Magnoliopsida, Solanales, Convolvulaceae. The record is from the annotation of a GenBank genome assembly.